This is a messenger RNA of Arachis ipaensis, 1420 nucleotides long. The record is from RefSeq and is a predicted model, not a curated record. NCBI's taxonomy places the organism in Eukaryota, Viridiplantae, Streptophyta, Magnoliopsida, Fabales, Fabaceae.
CACUUCCUUCACAGAAAGAAAAUCUUCUUCGCUAAUCACUACCAUCUGAAGUCUAAACAAUGCACUUCUUCCAUACUUAAAAAACCACCCACCAAAACCCAUUAUCCUUCUCUUUCGUUGCACUUAACCUAAACCUUAAAGCUUAGCCUGUGUUUUACUUUUUCUAUCCAUUUAAUACAUUUGAGAGACAGAAUUGAGAGAAGGAAAAGAAUGUCUACUUCGGUUUUUAUUCACAACUUUUGUUUGCUUCCUUCCUGUUCUCCAAAUUGCUCUCAGAAUCGAAACUUGGCUUAUACGCCUCUUCGGUUUCACUCUCCUAAUUCCAAUUUGAAGUUGAAUAAGAAAUCUUUCCCCUUCAAUACUCACUUCAAGAUUUCCACGGCCCAGAAACCUCGCUCCAGUUUUGUAGUUUUUGCAGCACAGUCCAAUUUCUUAAGAGUUCUGCAGACUGCAUGGAAUGUCGGUAGGGAUGGAAUUGAGGCAGGUGCUAAUCUGGUUCCCAAUUCUGUACCAAGACCAAUAGCUAGGAUUUCCGUUGGAACUGUGGCUUUGACUCUCUUGCUUUUUGUGCUCAAGUCAGUCCUCUCUACGGUGUUCUUUGCUUUGAGAAUUAUCAUGCAUGGUUCAAUCAAUAGUAACAUGAUGUGUAGGAUUUGUUUACAUGUCCAUCUUGGGUUGCAAUUUCAUUGUCUUUCCAGAAUUUUGAAUGAAAAUAAGACCAAAAAUUUGUUGCAUAGAGAUGCCUAAAUUUAUUAUGCUGGUUUAUGUAAUGAUCCCUGUAGACCACUGUUCUUUUGUGUUGCCUCUCUUUUGAAGCUUUUGGUUUGUUUAGCCUCUUGGUUUGGAAUCCAAGGAAGAUAGCCUCAAAUUAUCAGAACACAGCUCUGCCAAAUCUAAAUCACUUUUUCGGCUCUUCAAAACUAAAAUUGAAAGUAUGUGAUAACUGCCAUGACCUAGCAAUUUAAUUUUAAAUUAUAAAUUAGUGAAGAGGAUUUCCAUGGAGUUUUUACUGCUCAACAUUCUUUCUCCCUACAUAUGAGAAUAUCAUUUCCGGACGCUGUUGCCCCUUGGCUCCCUUUUUCUUUCCAUCCUGGGUGAAAAAGAAUAAAAAAGAACAGCGCAAUGCAAAAGCAUCCCAUAUUAGGCAGGGUCUGGGAAAGACCCCACUCAAAGGGUGUGAUGCAGCUAGACUAACCUGAUGCAAAUAUCAGGGGUUGAUUCCAAGAGUUACCAUGACCUUCUGUUCACAUGAAGACAAUUUAACUAUUGCUCAAAGGGUGAAAAGGAAUAAAAGAAGCGAAGAAAAAAGAGAAAAAAAAUCCAUAUUUUGAGUCUUUUAUAUAAGAUUUUCUAUGCAACAAUAAUUGUGAUGUAAUCAUAUAUUCCACAUGGUUUACCUAAGAUUACCAUUCCAAGCUUU